CUGUACUACGAGAUAGUAUACGAUUGCAGAAUCGGGAACCAGUCCAUAAUUUUGAUGCGAGUGUGAUUUCCGUGGAAAGACGUUUGGCGGACGAUUUUGACCGAUCUUAAAUCGAGAAACAUCGUCAUAUUCCAAGAUGAGUAAAGCACAUCCUCCCGAGCUUAAAAAGUUCAUGGACAAGAAAUUAUCAUUAAAGCUGAACAGCAAUCGCAGGGUGACUGGCACUCUGCGAGGUUUUGAUCCCUUCAUGAACCUUGUCAUGGACGAGACCGUUGAGAACCUGUCUGGUGGUGAGAAGUACGACAUUGGCAUGGUGGUAAUCAGGGGAAACAGUAUCAUCCUUCUAGAAGUGCUGGAGAGAAUAUAGCCCCUCUGCCACAGGCAGCUCUGAACUCUUGAAAAUCUUAGUCCAAGUCUCUGACUCGAUGGUGGACCCUGGAACUUAAAACAUGAGCAGGAGUUUCCAGUGCCUUGAGCUUUUUCCUUGGAAGCAACAAUUACUUUCUGAAGAGAACGGCAGUUUCGUUCGGGAGCCUUGCGAUGAACUGCCAACAUUCUUUACCUAUUGGGUUGUUAGCAUCCAGAAAACUGUAUUCUUUGAUUCUUAACCCUAACCCAUAGGCCCUUUUGGCUAUGAAUCACCCUUAAUCCUCCAAAAUCCUCCAAUUGCCACCAUUACACAUUAGACUCGGCCUCAAUCCUCCAAAAUCAUCCGUUAUUUCUUGAAUUUGUUCAGUGGAGGGCUGACCAUUGCCUCAAUCCUUCAAAAUCCUCCAACCAUACUGUUCAUUGGUUGAGGCAGCGCCAAUGACAUUCAGAAGCAGUGCGGGUGGUAUCAAGCGUAAUGCGGGGCUCAAUUAUGCAUGACUGAACAUAAACAAUGAUAGGUACAGCCUACAAACUCUACACCAUUGUAGUCUUCAAAAUCAACCGACAGUUUUUGCCAUUCAGCCGCAAACCUCCAAAAUCCUCCAAAACCGCCUGGAGGAUUGUGGAGGAUUGAGGAGGGUUAGGGUUAAGGAAUGUCACAAAGACCUGUUAUGUUUGAAGAAGGAAAUAAACAAAUUUCUAGUUUAGCAUUGACACUGAAACCCUUUUCACACUACCCAUGUUGAAAUCAACUUGGAUUCACCAUAAGUGGAACGGGGUCACAUCAAACGCGGGUACGAAAGGCUCAUCAUUCAUAUUUACAACAGUGUGUACACAGGUUGACUGUAAAUUGUUUAUUUUUUACCCCGGUAGAACCACUCAACCCUGGUCCCGACCAUGGUUGGAAUUAACCUGCGUACAGUGCUGGACCCGUGUAGAAGCGCUGUUGGAUUCUUGUUGGCGUGAAAUGGGUUGCAGAAAUCUCUGUGUUGGAUCCUGGUCCAACAUUGAAAUUUUAGCCGGUAGGGACCAUUCUGGGUACUUACACGGCUCAGAAAAAUUCACCUGUUAAAUCGCCAGUUUGUGUGGUUAUUUUAUCGGGUACAUUACUGGCAAUGCACAUAUCACAUCACAAAAUUGAGAUAUAGGUGUGUGGGCCAACGCAAUAGUGAUUUAAUAAGCCACUACAUGUAUUUCCAAGCCACACUGGUCCCUAGUGUGGAAGGCCCUCAAGAGCCUAAGUGCUGCCUGCUAAUCAGAAAUGUGUCUAGAUCCGUAAUUCUGUGUUUAUUGUACAUAUUCUAAAGCACUUGUCAUCAGUUUUUGUGAAGUUCAUAAAGAAGUGCACAAGGCUUAGAACUGAAACAGCAGUUCAUGUUGGUUUCUAUGUUGAAACAGUGCCAUACACUGAUGUAGGUUAGUCUAAACGUUGUUUUUCUUUUGUGGGGGGGGGGGGGGUGCUGGGGAAAUUGAUGACAUUUCAUCAUUUUUCACUAGGAGGCAAAUUUCCUAUAUCUCCGUGCACUAAAUUUGGCUCUUUGUGAAAAAUGACGAUUUGUGAUUUUGUGGAGAUGACCAAAAUAAGGCUCUCCGGUUAUUUGUGUUUGACUUGGUUUACUGUUAUUUGUAUUAAAUAUUGGUGAUUUUUAACAGUUGAUAGUGUGAUCAUGGACUAUGCCAACCAAAAAGUAGUGAAUUUUACGCCAGGUUUGUACUACCAAGCUGUGUUGUAAAAUUAAGUGGUUACAUAAUCGUUUAUGAAUAAAAAGAUUGUUCCGUGCCUUUCUUAAA
Patiria miniata (bat star) is the source of this 2160-nucleotide messenger RNA. Its product is annotated as small nuclear ribonucleoprotein G-like. The transcript is spliced from 4 exons. Gene Ontology annotation, cellular component: P granule; SMN-Sm protein complex; U2 snRNP. Lineage: Eukaryota; Metazoa; Echinodermata; Asteroidea; Valvatida; Asterinidae. Gene Ontology annotation, biological process: mRNA splicing, via spliceosome; spliceosomal snRNP assembly. The coding region runs from base 137 to 367 and encodes 76 amino acids. Gene Ontology annotation, molecular function: RNA binding. The record is from RefSeq and is a predicted model, not a curated record.